Molecule: messenger RNA, 1262 nt
Organism: Rotaria sp. Silwood2
Lineage: Eukaryota; Metazoa; Rotifera; Eurotatoria; Philodinida; Philodinidae
Source: the annotation of a GenBank genome assembly
GCUGAAAAACUAGGGUUUUGGUUUUCUGGAGACCCAGCCCUUGGGAAUCUGAUUAUAAUUUCUAUUUUCUUAUAUUCUUAUUGGAAACCAUUUUCUCUACUGGAAUCACUAUUUGAAGACUUCCUAGCGGUGAAGAUAGGGAGAAAAAAUUGAAAAUAAAGCUUGUUGAACAGUUUUGGGACCCACUGUAUAUUUUCCUAUAUCUUUGUAUUUAUUAUUUUUUUUUCUAUGAAUUAUUUCAUAGGUAUUAGUAGUUGUAAAAAUUUACAAGAUUUAAAUUUAAGUGAAUGUUCAGCAGUUAAUGAUGAAGCAAUUAAAAUAAUAACAGCUGGUUGUCAUAUAUUGCUUUAUUUAAAUUUAGCUCAUACUGAAGUGACAGAUCAAUCAUUUCGUAGUCUUGCACGUCAUUGUCAUUUUCUACAAUUUCUUAGUGUUGCUUAUUCACGUCAAUUUUCUGAUCGAGCUUUUCUUCAUAUAACAAAUGGACGUGGAUGUCGAAAAUUAGCUCAUUUAGAUGUUAGUGGAUGUACACAAUUAACAUCAAUUGGAUUUGAUGCGAUAGCUGAAGCUUUUCGUGAUCUUGAAAAUUUAGUGAUGGAUGAUAUGAGUAAUUUAUCAGAUAAACAUAUGAAUAAUUUAUGUAAGAGAUUAAAUAAUUUAAAACAAAUAUCUAUGUGGUCAUCAGCUCGUCAACUUUCAGGAUUUGCAUUUAAACAAAUGAGUUUAUUAACACAAUUAACUAUUAUUAAAUUUGAUGCAAAUAAAAUGAUUACUGAUGAUGUAAGAAGAUUCUUUUUUUCUUGAGUUAAUUCGAAGACAUUUAUUUUAAUCAGUAAAAAAUCAGCAUCUACUAAAAUUACUUCAUUUUUUUCUGAUUAGAACAUUUUUUCCAACAGAUUUUGCAUACGAUUGAAAUCUGAUAGGAAGAUAUUUAGUAUCAAAUUGAUCUAUACAUCUAUUUUUUUGCGAGUAUAGAAAUUAUGUAAUAUUGUGAUAGUAUCAGUUUGUAGAGAAAAAAAAAAUACCCUUCUCAAUCAAUAGAUCAUAGAGACGAUUGUACAAAAGUUUUUAGAAUGAUUAAAAUUUGAAAAGAAUUCUAUACAAAAAUUUUGUACAAGUUUGAUAGAGAUCAUCAUUUUUCGGGUUACGGCCACUUGCCUGCAGAACAGUUGCCCGCCGGACAGAUACCCGCAAGACACUUGCCCGUGUGAUACGUGCCCGCAAUGGACAAUGUUGAGGGUGAGGAUGCGGGCAAGCAUCAU